Oncorhynchus keta (chum salmon) is the source of this 1252-nucleotide messenger RNA. RefSeq names its product mitochondrial translational initiation factor 3 (gene mtif3). Bases 192 to 1040 code for a protein of 282 amino acids. The transcript has 5 exons. The record is from RefSeq and is a predicted model, not a curated record. Gene Ontology annotation, biological process: mitochondrial translational initiation; ribosome disassembly. NCBI's taxonomy places the organism in Eukaryota, Metazoa, Chordata, Actinopteri, Salmoniformes, Salmonidae. Gene Ontology annotation, cellular component: mitochondrion. Gene Ontology annotation, molecular function: translation initiation factor activity; ribosome binding.
GCUAAGAACUGUUAAGGAGACAGGACCCCGUUUUCAUGUUGUAUGGAAACAAACACCUCCCGUUUUAGGGCGAUACGUAUGCGUUGAAAUAUUGUACAAUAUAAAGCUAAGUUUACAAUUCUUCGUGCGUCCUUACUUAUUCUUUGUUCCUGUGUUUCGGCCUGCAAGCUGACUGUCGCGUGCCUGAUCUAAUGUCUAGUGCUUGUCUGAGGUGGGCCCUGAGCCAUGCAUCUAGAGGUGUCUGUGGUGGAACCCUCAACUCAUGGAGAACAGCCUCUGGGGCUGGGCUCCUAUCAUACAAUGGGAGAUGUGUGAGUGCAUCGUUGUCUUGGGGAUGGUGUCCACUGUCCACCACAGUGGAUGAAACUGAAGAGGGGCAGGUGCCUAAGAAGAAGCAGGAUCCCCGAGCUCGUGCCACCAUUGGCAGUAUUGGCCGGAAGAUCCACCAGCGCCACCUGCAGGUGAUCAAUGAGAAUGACGAGAACAUGGGCACCAUGCAUCGAGCUGAUGUCCUCAGACUAAUGGACGAGAAUGGGCUUAAACUGGUCCCUCUCAACGAAAACAAAGAUCCACCCGUCUACCGUCUAAUGACUGGCAAACAGAUCCACGAGGAGCAGCUCAAACUGCGUGAGAAACAGAAAGCCAAGACAGGCCCUGUGCAGGUAAAGGAGCUUACCGUUUCCUCUGACAUUGGUAACCAUGAUCUUCUAACCAAGCUGAGGCAGGUCCAGAGCUGGCUGGACAAGAAGCACCAUGUCAGAAUCACUCUGAGAACAGGGCGUGUGGAACAUACACAGCCACUGGACACAACUCUGGAGCAGAUGGUGCAACAGAUAGAGGGGCUGGUAGGAUUUGUUUCCAAACCCAAAGUAAUCCGAGACGGUAGAGCUGCCAUGUGCAUCCUGCGUCCACCCUCAGUGAAGGAACUCAGAGACAUGAACAAAGCCUUCAUGGGGGCAGGUGUAAGGGCACUGCUCUUCAUGGAAAGAGCUGAUGUUGCCCUGCAGGUUGAAAGGCGCACCCCUCCCUGGGACAGAUAAACACCGGGCGCUACUCUGCGUGGACACACUAGUGCUGCUUCAGGAACCAGGUGGGAAACACCUUGCUGCACUCAUUACACUGCAAAAGGGCUGGAGACAAUCACUUUAAAGCAACCUUCACUGAGGAACUUUGUUGUAAUUGUGCAGGUAAACAAACACAUCAAAAUGUAUUUGUCACAUGCGCCGAAUACAACCAGUGUACACAAUACCGU